GGUUCGCGCCCUACGUUCGCUCGCGCGUAUUUAUCAAAAUCUGGAUAAUGAACCGAAAUCGGUGGCGAACUCUAAAUAAUAAUAAUAUUACUUAAAAGUAAUCAAAUAGACAGCUCAAUCAAAUCGUCAUUAGCUUUCGUACAGCGAACACAUCGUGUAAAGUAAAUAUCGUACUGUUAAUAUAAAUUCGAAAAACAAAAAAGCAAAUCUGCGAUACGGGCCGGUUUAGUUCCUUGGCCAGGUAUUGAGUUAAAAAAAGAAAUAAAAAAUGUGCGUUCCAAUAAUCCAGUAUGCAUAACUCUUGAUUUUUUAAUUCUGAACACUCAAACAUUUUUAUAGAGAACAUAUUUUAUGGGUGUGUGUUAAAUAUCCCAAACUUUCAAAGCCGUCAGUCGAGACAGAAAGUGACAGUUGUGUGCUAGAAAAGUGAUCCUAAAUAACAUAUCUACUAUAGAAAGGCAUUCAUAAUAUACGAUUAACGAGAACAUAAUGGCGAAUAUUUUGACGAUACUGACUAUAUUGGCGGUUCAUCUGGUGCAAUGUAAGGUGGAGAAAGUAAGCGAUUCAAGUAAGGAAGAUCCUGCAUCGGCAGUUUAUAAGCCAUCAUGGAUGUACAAGUGCGUACCUAAUGAGGGUUGCCAGCGGACGGGCCACCCGCAACCUAUGAGCAGUGGAGAGACCAACUCUACAUCGCAGCUGUACGAUAGUGUUAAGUUAUGUAGAACAGUUUGCGGACGAUUUGGAGGCCUAUGGCCCAAACCAGUUUCUGCUACCCUGAAUUCUCAAACUGUGAAGAUACAUCCUCAAUAUCUCAGAUAUGACCUCGUCGACGUGCCAGUGGAAACCAGAGAGAUCUUAGCGCAGAUGACAAAAGUAACGAGUGGCAAUAUUCUAGCUGAGUGUGGUGGUAACGUGACGGAGGUUGUGACUACACCUGUGGUGGUAUAUCUCACUGUCAAGAGUAAGGUGAUUGAUCUCACCUGGGAUACAGAUGAGGAAUAUUUCCUCGACGUACAAACCAAAGAUGGAACCGUGGUUGUUAAACUUAAUGCUGAAACUGUAUAUGGAGCUCGCCAUGCCUUGGAAUCCUUCACACAACUCAUAUCAGCAGACAAGCCUGAUUAUUCCGACUCAGAAAUAUGUGGGCUACGUCUAAUUUCUGGAGCUAAGAUCAGGGAUCGACCAGUUUAUAGACAUAGAGGUUUUGUUCUGGAUACGUCUCGUCAUUUCAUACCAAUGAAGGACAUCAUGAGAACUAUAGACGGGAUGGCAGCAACUAAGAUGAACGUUUUUCAUUGGCAUGCCACUGAUUCUCAUAGUUUUCCUUUGGAGUCCAGUCGAGUGCCGCAAUUGACAAGGUACGGCGCAUAUUCACCAUCUGAAAUAUAUACAGUGGAGGAAGUGAGACGGCUAAUCAAAUAUGCCCAAAUACGUGGUAUCCGUGUUGUCAUAGAAAUAGACGCUCCUGCACAUUCUGGCAACGGCUGGCAAUGGGGCAAGGAUUACGGGUUUGGUGAUCUGGCAGUCUGCGUCAACUCCGAGCCCUGGCGUCGUCUAUGUAUACAGCCGCCUUGUGGUCAAUUGAAUCCGGCCAACCCCGUUUUAUACCGGGUACUGCGGUCCUUGUAUAAAGACAUAGCUGAAGUACUUCCUAAGCCAUCAUUGUUCCAUAUGGGAGGAGAUGAGGUUUUCUUCGGCUGUUGGAAUUCUAGUCAAGAUAUUGUUUCUUAUAUGGCUAACAAGGGGUUCGAGACCAAUACAGAAGGCUUUAUGAGGUUGUGGGCAGAAUUUCAAGCUAAGGCUCUACAGUUGUGGGACGAGGUACUACUAGAUGAAGGCAUCGAACAAAACCAACCUGUUAUGAUUUGGUCUUCGGAAUUGACUCAGGCACAUCGCAUUAAGAAAUACUUGAACAAAGACAGAUACGUAGUAGAAGUUUGGGAGCCAGUGAAUAGUUCGCUCCUGAAUCAACUACUGCAGCUCGGGUACCGGGUGGUGUCUGUACCUAAAGAUAUAUGGUACCUUGACCAUGGCUUCUGGGGGAACACCAAAUAUUCCAACUGGCGACGUAUGUACUCCUACGCACUGCCGAAAGACCCCAACGUUUUGGGCGGCGAGAUAGCCAUGUGGACUGAAUACGUGGACAAUGGAGUUUUAGAUACCCGCGUGUGGCCGCGCACGGCGGCAGCAGCGGAGCGGCUGUGGUCGGAUCCAUCGUCGGGUGCGCAGGCGGCCGAGGCGAGGCUGCAGAGGCUGCGCGCGCGGCUUCUGUCUCGCGGACUACGCCCCGACGCGCUCGCGCCCGCCUGGUGCGAGCAGCACGACGCGCGCUGCAUCUGAUGCGCCGUGAAACUACCCACCACGUGCCGGUACUGAGGGCGACAGUAAUCAGUUACCAUCAGGCGAUCCGCAGACCAGUUUAGGUAAAACGAUAAGCUGUAAAAA
This is a messenger RNA of Achroia grisella, 2445 nucleotides long. RefSeq names its product chitooligosaccharidolytic beta-N-acetylglucosaminidase (gene Hexo2). The coding region runs from base 490 to 2340 and encodes 616 amino acids. Lineage: Eukaryota; Metazoa; Arthropoda; Insecta; Lepidoptera; Pyralidae. The transcript has 11 exons. Gene Ontology annotation, biological process: ganglioside catabolic process; carbohydrate metabolic process; glycosaminoglycan metabolic process. The record is from RefSeq and is a predicted model, not a curated record. Gene Ontology annotation, molecular function: beta-N-acetylhexosaminidase activity. Gene Ontology annotation, cellular component: membrane.